Molecule: messenger RNA, 4587 nt
Organism: Anastrepha obliqua
Lineage: Eukaryota; Metazoa; Arthropoda; Insecta; Diptera; Tephritidae
Gene: rb
Product: AP-3 complex subunit beta-2
Exons: 6
Coding region: 309-3932 (1207 amino acids)
Biological process (GO): vesicle-mediated transport; intracellular protein transport
Cellular component (GO): membrane coat; AP-3 adaptor complex
Source: RefSeq, a predicted model, not a curated record
CGCUUUCUCUGUGGGUGACAGCAGUUCACAAACGUCAUCAAUUUUGCAGUGAAGAAAAAGUGCAAGAGCCUAAAAUUUUACUCAAGUUAUUUCAAUAUUCAAACAAAUUUAGUUUCUAAUUGCAAAAACAAUUGUGAUGAGUGUAAUAAAACGUAUCUUUAUCUAAUGCUAAGGAACACCCGCGUGUUGAAGUAAUACUGCAAUUUUCCUCACAUUCUGCUUUGAUUCCGCACCUUCAAACGCCCCCAAACAGAUUACGAUUGUUAAAACCUUAUUUGUGUCUUUGACCAUACGCCAAAGCGCUGUGAAUGAUAUCUUCCGCCUCACCUGUUGGCCUGUUCGGAAGCGUUUACCACAACCGUAACAGCAAUAGUGUCAUCAAUAUGCAGCAACAAUCCAGCGCCUCCGGCAGCAGCCCUUUCGCCACCUACUCGUCCUCCUUGUCUAGUCCACAAAUGGGCUUGGAUGUCGAGUUUGGUGCUGAUCCGGCAAGUGGCGCAUUCUUUCAAAAUGAAGGACGCAAACAUGAUGACCUCAAACAAAUGUUAGACAGCAAUAAAGAUGGUCUCAAGCUAGAAGCUAUGAAACGUAUUAUAGGCAUGAUCGCACGUGGUCGGGAUGCAAGCGAUUUAUUUCCAGCUGUGGUGAAAAAUGUUGUUUCGAAGAAUAUUGAAGUGAAAAAAUUGGUGUACGUUUAUUUGGUACGCUAUGCAGAAGAGCAGCAAGACUUAGCACUGCUGUCUAUAUCGACAUUCCAACGUGCAUUGAAGGAUCCCAAUCAAUUGAUACGCGCAUCCGCUUUGCGUGUGCUAUCAUCCAUUCGUGUGAGCAUGAUUGUACCCAUUGUUAUGUUAGCCAUACGUGACAGUGCUAUGGACAUGAGUCCAUAUGUGCGUAAGACAGCAGCACAUGCUAUACCGAAAUUAUACUCGCUUGAUGCAGAGCAGAAAGACGAGCUGGUGACGGUGAUUGAGAAAUUACUAUCAGAUCGCACAACGCUUGUUGUGGGAUCGGCAGUGAUGGCAUUUGAUGAGGUUUGCCCGGAGCGUGUUGAUCUCAUACACAAAAAUUACCGCAAACUAUGCAAUUUACUUGUCGAUGUUGACGAAUGGGGUCAGGUGAUCAUUAUAAAUAUGCUAACCCGCUACGCUCGAACUCAAUUCGUUGAUCCCAAUGCUGACGAGCCCGUCGAAAGCGAGUUAAAAGAAAAACAAGAUGGCGCUACAGGUGAAAAUUUCUACGAAGAGUCUUCAACUGGUGACUCCUCCGAUGCCAGUGGUAAGGAAAAACAUAAGAAAAGUAAACGUAAGGCCAAGUCUGACACCACAAAAGAACGCACCUAUUCAUCAUCCUCAUCGUAUCAUGUGGACUUGGAUCAUCGUUUACUCUUGCGUCAAACAAAACCACUGUUACAGUCGCGCAACGCCUCAGUGGUCAUGGCUGUGGCUCAACUGUACCAUCAUGUGGCUCCGCGCAACGAAGUACAGCUAAUUGCCAAAGCGUUAAUACGUUUGCUGCGUUCGCAUAAGGAGGUGCAAAGCGUUGUGCUCACCUGUAUUGCCUCGAUGUCGACAAAGCGCAAAGGCAUUUUCGAACCACACAUCAAAUCAUUUUUUGUGCGUACCAGCGAUCCGACUCACAUUAAAUUGCUCAAAUUGGACAUACUGACCAAUUUGGCUUCGGCAUCGACUAUUGCGCUGAUUUUGCGCGAAUUCCAAACAUACAUUUCCAGCAGCGAUCGCUCAUUCGUGGCUGCCACAAUACAAGCCAUCGGACGCUGUGCAGCUUCCAUAAAGGAAGUAACAGAAACUUGCCUCAGUGGGUUGGUUCACUUGCUGUCCAAUCGCGAUGAACACGUCGUCGCGGAAAGUGUGGUCGUCAUCAAAAAUUUACUGCAGUCCAAAUCAGCCGAGCACUAUGAAAUCAUCUCACAGAUGGCAAAACUUAUUGACUACAUUACCAUACCGGCAGCGCGUGCUUCAAUAUUGUGGCUCAUUGGCGAAUAUAACGAGAAAGUGCCAAAGAUUGCGCCUGAUGUGCUGCGCAAAAUGGCAAAAACUUUUGUGGAUGAGGAGGAUGUUGUUAAGCUUCAAAUUCUUAAUCUCGGCGUGAAACUCUUUCUCACCAAUCCACAACAGACAUCGCUGCUCAGCCAGUACGUUUUCACUUUGGCUCGCUACGAUCCCAAUUACGAUGUGCGCGAUCGUGCGCGCUUCUUACGCCAGUUUAUUUUCCCAGCCAAUGGCAGAACUACUGUACUCGCGCAAAAUGCUCGCAAGAUCUUUCUCUCUUCGAAGCCUAAGCCCGCGCUCGAGAGUAAAUAUCGCGAGCGUGAUCACUUCCAGCUUGGCUCACUAUCUCAUUAUCUGAAUAUGCGCGCCACUGGUUAUAAAGAUUUGCCACCAUUUCCUACUGAGGCGCCUGAUGCUUCCGUGCGUAAUAUCGAAGGCUACAUGCAGGAGUCCAGCACUGCAAAUGCGGGCGCUGCAGGCGGGGCUGCAAGUGGUGCGGCCGCACGCACACCACAGAAACAAAGCAACAAAAAUGCGCAUACGCCCAAUGAUAAGAACUUCUUUUCAGAAUCCGAGAAGUCUUCCGCCUACUCAGAAUCUGGGUCAAGUAGCAGCUCUUCGUCCUCUUCAUCGAGUGAUGGUGAAUCCUCUGAAUCGGAAACGGACCAAGUAAAUGAUGCGGCUGCUUCCAAUGCGAAUCGGGAAUCAAUAGCAGACGAGCGCAAGUCGGUUACAACAACUGUGCUGGUAAAUGCGGCAGCUAGCAAUGGAAAUAAUAAUGUACACCUGAAUGUCAACAAUAAUGGCAACAAAGAUACUGGCACUUCCGAUAGCGAAUCUUCUUCGUAUGGCUCAUCUGAAAGUAGCACAGACAGCGGUUCAGACUCUGAAGAUGGUUCAGAAAGUUCCGAAUCGGAGACGGAAAGUGAGAAGCAACGCAAAUUUCAGCGUGUCAAAGAAAAGGCCAAGGAAGCGAAAGCUAAAGAGAAGGACAAUACUACGGUUGUGGACGCGACAGCGACAGCGACAGUUGCGCCAUCGAAAAUGAACUUGGAUCUGCUGUUAGACUUAGAUGAUAUACCGCCCGUCGGGCCAGUAAUGACACCGUCGCUUGGAGGAUUUCUAACACCUGCUACACCAUUAGGCGGUGCCGUUGGUCUGCUACCCGUCAACGCUGCCAACCGCAUUGAACUGGUCGGUCCCUCACACAUCGAAUUCAAGCAUCACGAAUUGCUUAAUAAACUCUCCGGGCAUGGCCUUCAAGUGAGUUAUCGUUUUACACGCGCACCACAUCUAUACUCCUCCGCCAUGGUUUCGAUCGAACUACAAUUUGUCAAUCUGUCCAACACCGAAAUAACCAAUAUUCAUCUCAGCCAGCAAACGCUGCCAACCGGUAUGAAUCUCAAUGAAUUUGCGCCCAUGCAAUGCUUGCAACCCCAACAGAUGAGCACUAGUGUGCUCGGCAUUGACUUUAAUGAUUCUACACAUGCCGUAGAACUGGAAAUCACUACAAGCGCUGGCAAGUCACGUGUCACACUCAAGCCACCGGUUGGUGAACUGGUGCGUUCAGUGCAAAUUACGGAGUCGUACUUCAACGAGGAGCGCACCAAGUUGCGCGGCAUGAAUGAACAUCAGAGUCGCUUACAGCUGCGACGUGAUGCAGUGGAUUUAGUCGCAUUGAAGCAGCGUAUUUUCGAAACUAUUAAUGUGGCACAUAUUGCAGGCAAUGAGGCAAACAAUAAUUUGCUUUAUUUUGUGGGGCAAACUAUGAAUUCAAGAAGUUUGGUGUUAAUUACUUUAGACUGGCAGGUAGCACAGGGCGAGCAAUUGGCUUUGAUAGUGAACUGUGAGAAAAUGGUGAUUGGCUCGAUGGUGUUGAAUGAAUUGCGGAAUGCGCUCAGUUUAGCUUUUCAAUGUUAGAAGCGGAAUGUAGAAAAGCAGACAGAGGAAAUACUAACUCGAAAACAUGUUUUUUAUUAUGUAUAUUUUAAGGAAAAGUUUAAUGGAACAAAUUUAUGAAAUCAAUUAUACGCAUUAAAGAAAAAAGUAUUGCUAACACAAAAAUUCUAUUUCGACUGCAUGACACAUUGAAUGAACUCCAAAUUAUCAACGAAAAUGCUUGGCAAAAUGCGAAAUUAAAAUUUAAGAACAAAUUAUGAAUAGCUAAAUUGCUUUUAGGAUAAAAAAGCGCGAAUUCAAAUUGUGCAAAUAGUAAAAAAAAAACUACGCUGUAAAAAACAAUGCUGCAUGAACUGCUCAAAAUAUUAAAAACUUCAACUAUUAAAUUAUGUUUUAUUUCUUUCAGUAAUGAAAAUUUUGAGCGAAUUAUAACGUAAACAAUUUAAUAAAACGAAAGGAAUUAUGAAAGCCAAGAAGUAGCUACUGAGCAGUAUCAGAAUUGUAGCACGCGUAAGAAAGAUUCAUCACGUGAUUGAAGGAGCAACUAUUUCAGCAAAAUACAUUAUUACAUAUUUUUCUAACUUUUAAUGUGUUUGUUCAGUGCUGCUUGUGGGUAAAAUGUACGAGAUAUGCAGCUAAAUAAAUCAAAUAAAAAGAAAAAAAUUAUAAGUAAAAA